Molecule: messenger RNA, 3920 nt
Organism: Brassica napus (rape)
Lineage: Eukaryota; Viridiplantae; Streptophyta; Magnoliopsida; Brassicales; Brassicaceae
Exons: 4
Coding region: 346-1863 (505 amino acids)
Source: RefSeq, a predicted model, not a curated record
AACCAUUACAAAAUUAUUUACUUCAGUUAUCACAGCCACGGACAAUAUACAUAAAAAGAUUUAUAUACUUCUAAUUGGCUUCAUCAAGAGGAGUCGCCAAACCUAAAUUCAUGUAUUUUAAAAUGUUUUUGAGAAGCAUACCAAAUACAACACGAAACAACGAAAAUAAGAAAGACGAGGACUAGGCGCUCAAAUCGAGACACCCACUCCGGCCAUGUUUUCCAACGCCGGCAGCUCCGUUUUGUUUGCCGGCGUCAUCGUCUCUCUCCUCUUUUGUGUUACUUUGUCUCUCUUUCGUUUUGUUUGACCUUUCUUCUCCAGAAAUUUCUUGUCCUUUUGGGAUUCAUGAGUUCUUCCGCCGUCGCUCUGUCCGUAAGAUGUUGCAACUGCCGUCUCAGUAUCCUCUGGGUCCUGCUUCUCAUUUGUAGCCUUCCUCCAUCUCUUAUGACUGCAUUGACAUCAGAUCUGGCUCAGAUUCGUUUUUCACAUAAACUCCAUUGGCCAGAUCUGAAGAUUCUGCGACGAGCGCCACCUUCGUCGUCCUCUUGGACGAUGACCUUUCUCCCUUUAGGGAUGAUCUAUUCUAACUGGAUUUGGUGUGAGCGAGAGCUCCAUACAGUUGCUCUUCAUCUACCGCUUGACAGAUCUGUGAAGCUCUACGACUCAGAACACCACUUCCUUUUCAAUCCGGUGAGAAGCCCCCCGCUAGAAGAUACACUUACCAGUCUUUGCUCACCGCAAACAUUGUUCACAUAUGCCCUUCCUGGUAUUUUCUCUCUCAUGUCCAGCUUGUUAGAUUUUGAUGACCAGCGGGUCUGUUUGGGCUCCAUGACAACUCUCUGGAUCCGACGCGGUAACGUUGGAGUCCGAAGUUUCUGUUUGAACCCAACUCCUGGUUACUCAGCAAAUCUAGCCAAGCUCAUAUUUCAGGAGUUUGUUAUAAGGGCUAACAGAUCUUCAUUGCUGGAUUUAACACUUUUGUGUCUACCUGUCACUGCUGUAUGCGUCCAGAAACCAUCAUAUCUCGUAGACUCAGCUUUCUUGUGCUCUUCAUGGUCAAGAAGAAAUAUUUAUUCAAAGUUGGAAGGUCCAUCAAUGGAGCCUUGCAAAUUGGGAUUAGAACUACAGAGUUAUCUCUAUGGUGCAAUCGUUGGUGUUAACCCACAGAAUUCAAGCCAAAGUCAUCAUCAAUCAUUACCUCCAACACGUGCAAAUGUCAUCACAAGAUUAAAUCUAAAGUGGAGUUUACCAAAGCUUGAAGAUUGCAGCUCUUUAGGCUUUUGUUUACAUAAAAGCCUAACCAAAUUUCCUCAUGUCCAGGGCCAUGAGAGAUCCUUUCCCCAUGUCCUCCUCCUUGUAGGAGAGAAUUUUACCAUCAAAACUCCUCUCCAUGAGAGUUAUUUUUCUCUGGACUUAAAAACCUUAGAGUAUUAUCGUUUUCUUAACCGUUUAGUAUCUUGUGUAAUGGUCCGCAUGGGAUCGGAAGAUACAACGGGACUCAUGUCAAUGAGAACCGAGGUUUUAGAGCGUCCAAAGUCACAAUUUACAGUGACCAUUCUCAAGUUAGAAGAGUUAGAAGAGCGAUAUAUCUUUCUAUGGAUAUUACUCGCGCGCACCUUCGAGAAUACUUCCAACGCCUUAUCAAACUUUCUUAAGUUUGUGUAUCUAUCUGUAUGUUGCUUUGUUUGGUUUGCUUUUCAAAUUUCAGAACGGAUUGCACAUCAUAUGUCGGAUGUUGCAUUAACAUUUGUAAUCGUUUUAAGAUUAUCAAUGAAAAAUCAUGUUGACAAAAAAAAAAGACGAGGAAUAAAAGAAAAUAACAAUAAAAAUGGGGCACAAUCGCAUAAAGAUCUGAUACCUUAGGGGCUUUAGUGCUAUUAACUAAAAGAUGCGAACUAAAAUAGGGAGUAUUAAUUAGAGAUUAACCUACAAAUCUUAUUGGGUCUCUUAAUGAAUAUUUUACUAAUUAAAUAUAAUUAAGAACUUUGUUUAAGAAACACUUUGAUGCAUACCCUCCAAUAGUAAUUUCUUAUUUUAGGGGUUCUUAAACAAAUGUUAUUUUUUGCUGCUUAAAAAAAACAAGACCAAAACUACGAAGCAAAACAUUCAAGACCAAACAAAAACAAUCACCAAUCUCAUCCUCUACUUUUCCUGUUAAAACAAAAACAAUCAACCAACACACACAAACCAAUCCCACCUGAGAUCAGUAUAUCACAACUAAACAUAGCCACAAAAAAAUCGAAGCUUUCAACCAGAGAUGAGUAAACAAGUACACACUUUCAAUGAGCAUAGAGACACAAAGAUCAAAACUUUCUGAAUCUCAACCACAACAUAUUAUACAAACCAAUAAACUCUUCUCCUACAAUAUACACAAUGAGAAUAUUUUACCUUCUCAUCGUCUAUACUUUCCACCAUCACAAGGUUAGGCACUCCUGCUGAUCAAACAAGCAAAUAAACCAAAGAAUCAAGACCAGAACAUAUCAAACACAUACAUAGAAACUCGGUAUUACACUCGAAUUCAGACCAAUUCAGUAUAAACGAAUUCACCGAACUCAGCUUAGUAUAUCAAUGUAAACGUCAAGUAGUCUCAAAACCAACAAACGAGCAACAACACUUACUUAGCAAAGGCUUCACUUUGUUGCUCUGCAGAUUCCCAAUGAAAUGCCACUCUAUAUCUCCAGGAAGCUUCAAUUUCAAAUCACAAAAAUAAAAAAGAUGAUCAAACUUUUCUAAAUCCAAAAGAUUCAAACUUUCAAACGGAUUCGAACCAGUGGGACCUUCUCAAUGAUCUCCUGUGCUUUCACCUUAGCUGUUUGAAGCUUGUUCAACCUCAGCUUCUCUUUCCGACAAAAAGAAAAGGAGAAGAAUAAGGUUUUGUCGUUUUUAUUUUUUCCGACUAAUUUUUAAAGGUUUUUGGUUUUGUCGUUUUAACCCCCAAACUUGAGAACUAGGGUUUCUAAUGGCUUCCUCAGAUUACGAGAUCAUCACUGACCCGUGCAGUAUGUAUGUCCCUGGACAAGAGCCCGAGGGUAUGAAGCUUAUGUUGGAGAAGAUUCGAGGGAAGCGUGACAAACGGAUUCACAAUCACACACAAGCUGAGGAGCAUCGUAUCAUCAACGAACAGAUCGUGAAGAGUCAGGGCUUUGAUGUUGAUUUCUCCAAGUUGCGAUACCUUUUCGAUUUCCAGCCUGCGUUUCUCGAUGAUUGCGAUAGCGAUACCGGCAGGGACUAUUUCGGUAGGAAGCUAUUGAGUGUUACAACAAAACAGAGGGGACUAGUUUUGAGUUCGUCGAGGUUGAGGAAGCAAAUAUAUACUCGAACAGCGGGAGGUCUUCUUCAUCACAUUUGUAGCCAAAGAUCCGCUUGACCAGACAUAAGUGUUUCAAGCUAAGGUCAUCCAUGUUUUCUGUAGGAAGAUUGUACACAGCUUCUGUAGGCUUAAACCCAACCAAGAAGUAACAUUUGAUGAUAAAGAGUCUUUUGCGAAGAAAGCGUCCAUUACAAGAAGAAAAAAAGAAAAGAAAGCAUGGUUGAAAAUUAAACCAGGGUGUAAUAAUUCAAACCUAAAAGUUGAUGGUUUGAGCCUCGGUGAUAAGCAAGCAGCCCAGCCCAAGAGCAAAGAACAACGGUCAUCAGCAGCUACUUAUAAAAACAGAGGAGAAGGAGAUGAGUACAAGCAAAGGACGAUGAGUGAGCUUCGAAAUCCAUUCUCUGCCCUUUCUUCAUUUGACUUAUCAGGAUGAUGCCAUCUAUAUACUAUAUCUAGGGUUUUAGGCUUAUCAUAUAAGUUAUGUGGAAUCAAUGGCGACUGUAAGAACUCGAGAGAGUUAAAAGAAAUCAAGAAGAUGAAGAGUGAAUCUAUUAUGAUCGUAUUCAACUUAUGUUGGCAGUAACAUGUGACGAUGAAGAUUCCAUUGCGA